GUACCAUAAAAACAUUUCUUAAAAUGGGGAAGCUUAAGCGUAAUAGAAACAACCGUAAGGCCAGAACCAACCCUCUUGGUGAAAAAGUUGUUGGAAAAGAUGAGUCAAAGGAUGAAAAAACUCGUCAAUCCAAAAUUGUACCAUUGAUCAACAAUUUAAGUUCAAACAUUCCUAAUGAUAAAUCCAUGGCAUUGGGUGCUCUUACUGUGAUCUGUGAAGAUGAGCGUAUGAGAAAGCUUUGUUUAAAGGAAAAAUUGGUCCAAAAAUUAAUGGAACAGUGCUUAAAUGAUGAUAAUGAUGAAAUAGUUGUAGAGGCAUUUGGAUUAUUAAGAAACUUGGGGAUUGAAGAAGGUUACGAUGUUAUCACAUACUAUUGGAGACAAAAUAUCUGGGCAUCCAUCGAGGCUGGCUUGGGUAAAAUUGAAACCUCCUUCAAAUAUCUUGCUGAAUUUAAGGCACUUCCAGAAGGGAAGAAGAAGGUUGAUGAAAAGGCUAAGGCUCAACUUUUGUAUGACUUUACUGAAAAUAUCAUUUCAUUGAUUGUUGUGAUUGCUAGUGGAUCUGAUGAACUCUAUGAUAAAGUUUUUGCCAAAAUCGAUCCAGUUCUUAAACUUGUAGUCGAUUUAAUUAAUUGGAAUUCUCCAACUUUAAGAACUACUUUAAAGUUACACAACACUUUAUUAGAUUUUGUGUAUGAAUUCUCCACUGAAUCAAGUGAAUUCAUUCAAAAACUUGUACAAUUACCAGAGUUUGAUUCCGAGAAGUUGACUGUUCAAACCUCAACUAACCGUUUAGGUAAAGGGUAUGUAGAAGGGAUUAAGUAUCAAGUAUAUGAAUCAUUGGGUCUACAACUUGGUGACAAGCAAACGGUUAUUGCUGAGAUUCUUACCAACUUAAGUAACAAUAUCACUAGCAUCAAUUUAGAUGAAUUUAAGACCGUUUUUGCUACUGAUAAUGCAAUUGAACCAAUCCAAAAGCAAGAACAACCACAAUCAAACGAACCAUUACAAAACAUAGAUCAACAGAUUUCUGGUGAUUCCAAGGAAAAGACUCAAGCUAAAGAUGAUAUCCAAUUAUUGGAAACUUCUUUAGAUAUCUUCACCUCCAUUUGGGAAUUUCUCUCUAUCAACGAAGCAGAUCCUCAAACUCCAGUAUCUUUAUCUGAUGAUCUUUCCAAGAUCUUAUUCAAGCUUUGUUUCCCAUUGUUUGUUGAACUUCUUCAAUUCGACCAAGCCAACGCAAACGUUCUUCAACUUACUGAUAAAAUCCUUGUAUGUUUUAACAACUUUUGUUGGUUACUCUUAUCAUGUCAAAACAUUUCUACUGAAUGGUUUGAACUUAGUUUGAAGUUGUGGGAUCUCGUUAUUAGUGUAUCCACUGGUGCUCAAUCUCAAAACUUAUACACUCAAAAGAACUGUCUCAAUGUUUGUUGGGCUGUGAUAAAAACUGUCGGACCUGCCAUUGGUGAUAGACUCAACCAAGGUAUGUUGACAGGUCUCACUGAAAAAUGUAACGAAUUAAUUCAAUCGUCAAACGGUACUGGAGAAUUGGAACUUGAAUUUGUUCUUUCAUGUGUUGGAGUUGUGGGAAGCUCAGCUCCUUUGAUUUCGGAUGUCGAAAUGACAAGAAAUAUUUCCCAAUUUUUAAUUCAAUUGGUUGACUCAUUUUCCAGUAAAGAUUACAUCAAUGGACCCGCUAGCCUGGAAGACAAGGCCAAGGCUAAUGAGAUUGUUAUCCAAUGUUUGGAUUUGAUCUACGAAAUCUUUGGUGACGCUGAAUAUCCAUACGAUUAUCCAGUAUUCGUAGAAGGUGGCUACCUUUCCAAGCUCCAAAAAGUCGAACCACAGGUUAAGGAAAUGUACAAAAAAGUUGACAAGAAUAAGCUUGGCGAUCUUAAGGCUCGUCUUGAAGAGACUUGGAGAAACCUUAACCUUUUCAUUCAAUAUAAAAAGAGUGAAAGAAAUUAAAUAGAGAAAUAGACUACAAAAUUAUUUGCAUAAUAAAUCACAAGAAUGAAUCUUAAUAUUAAAAUAUCA
[Candida] anglica is the source of this 2036-nucleotide messenger RNA. The record is from the annotation of a GenBank genome assembly. Lineage: Eukaryota; Fungi; Ascomycota; Pichiomycetes; Serinales; Debaryomycetaceae.